Messenger RNA from Acanthaster planci (crown-of-thorns starfish), 3555 nucleotides. It is a transcript of the gene rnf103-chmp3, whose product is annotated as RNF103-CHMP3 readthrough. Gene Ontology annotation, biological process: vacuolar transport. The record is from RefSeq and is a predicted model, not a curated record. Lineage: Eukaryota; Metazoa; Echinodermata; Asteroidea; Valvatida; Acanthasteridae.
CCAGACUAUAUUAGAAUUUUCUGCUGUGUACUUUUUGGGAUAGUGCGCGCAUUGAUUAUUGUACCACUCUCCUGAUCGCCUACACAUUCUGUUACAAAUGUGUUACAUGUAUUUCAAAAUAAGAUUGUACGCGAUGGACCAAAAACCACUGUACUGAAACUUAAAAGAGCAUCCAUGUUGGCCUAGUUUGGUCGAUUUUAAUGCCAAAUUUAAUGAAACGAAUGAAUACCUUUGAGUUUGACCUAAUGUGUAAUCAUUAGUUCGUGAGUCAUCGAAGAUUGUAUUUAUCAUUUUACUGUGACACUAGCAGACUAGUCAUACUUUGCGAAGGCAAACAGACCAACUUACUUCCUAUUUGUAUGCGUUUGUCAACAUCAUGGGUCUCUUUGGAAAAACACCACAAAAGGAUCCCAAAGAACAGGUUCAAGAAUGGACAAGGUCUUUGAACAGAGAGACAAGAAAACUGGACAGACAAAUCCGAUCCAUUGAAAGGGAAGAGAUGAAAGUGAAAAGGUCAUUGAAAGAUGCUGCGAAGAAGGGUGAAAAGGAUGUUUGUAAGAUCCUGGCCAAGGAAAUCGUCAACUCUAGGAAAGCCGUCAAAAGGAUCCAUACUUCAAAGGCGCAGAUCAACUCAGUCAGCAUGCAGAUGAAGAACCAGCUGGCCCUGAUCAGAAUGUCUGGUGCCCUACAGAAGAGCACCGACGUCAUGAAGAUCAUGUCGCAGCUGUGCCGGGUCCAAGAAGUGCAGGCCACGAUGAUGGAGAUGUCCAAGGAGAUGAUGAAGGCGGGCAUCAUCGAGGAGAUGGUGGAGGACACCUUUGAGUCCCUGGAGGAUGACGAGAUGGAGGAGGCCACUGAGCAGGAGGUGGAGAAGAUUCUGUUUGAAAUUACGGCAGGUCACCUGGUUGAUGCCCCCAAAGCCGUAAAUGAUGACCUUCCAGUGGCUGGAGCAACGGCCAUCUCAGAUGAAGAACCAGAAGAGGAUAUCUCUGAGAUGCAGGCCAGACUGGAAGCACUCCGGAGCUAGGAUGGUGAAUCUGUGUCAGUUUGAUACAUCCAUAUCUUGUGUAAAUAUGACAAAAGUAGUCAGGAGUUUUGCUACUUUUAUCUGCUCUACAAGACAAUAGCAUGCGUAGAAUUAAGAAAGCAUGUGUGAUAACAAGAUGGAGUCCUUGGUCUUUAGGAUUUCGACGUCAAGUACUUAGCAAAGUUGGUCAUUUCCAAACUUACUUAGGACCCCAAAAUCUGCUGGCUGGAAGGAAUAGGUAUGUGUUGGAGAUGUAUACAUGAAUUUCGCUUUUAAAGUAGCUUUGUAAAAUUCUGAGCAUAUGAGUAAAAAGGUGUUCAUAAAAUUUUGAUUUUUUUUAGGCAAGGUACACAAAUUGGGAAUUGCUUCUUCACGAAAAUGCCUAUCUAGUGACUUCAAAUCCAUUUAAUUGUGUACACUGCAUUGUGGAGUGUAAGACAUGGUUAGCAUAUUCUUUUAGAUUCAAAAUGUCUGGUAUGACUUCAUUUGAUUGUGGAGUAACCAGACUACAUGUAAACGAACAGAUGGGCACUCUUAAACAAUUCUUAACAUUAAUUGUUAAAUAGUGUCAAAAAAUUCUGUACAGGUUUACUGAUUCAGUAGGCAAAGAUAAAUAAGCUACACUUCUCAAAAAAAGUAUCAUUGGCAGCUCUCAUUUUUUUAUUGUUUUUCUUUAGGGGGGAGAGACAGUUUCUUUUUUUUCUGUGUAGCCUGGUAUGGUUUUGUGCCAAAAGUUUGAAUCCUCCAAAAGCAACCCCAUGCAAAAGAGACAUCAGCGUUAAUCAGUCAAUGGAAGUUUUCAAUUUUCAACUUGACACUGAAAACUCAAAGAUUUCCAUAGACAUCCUGCUUUAACUUGAUUGCCAACCUGGUGGCUGUUAGACAUGGUACUAGGAACAUAUGAAAUUCUGUUGCUUACUCUCUUUGAGUGCUUUACAAAGGGGAACUGGAGUGGACCUGUGACAUGAUGACAUCGCACUUUGUUUAUGGCAGUGAGGUGGGACACGAUACAUCGUGUCCCUAUGGGAAAGUAUGUAAACAAAGCGUGACAUCGUUAUGCUUUAAGUCUAUUGAUAACUUAAUCCCAAUAAGCAGUGAUGUACUUCUUACUUCAUACCCCAAUUCCAGUGCCUUAGUAAUUGCUAAUUUGUUUUGUAUAGUGAAACAUGGAGUAACUGCAUCUCCCUCCUCUAAUGUCUUAGCACAGCACACUAAUAAACACUGUAUUACAUUUGGUAAUCUGUUACAUAAGGGUUUGUUGCCAUCUGAUGGCUUCAAGAUUUUCUGUCUAGUAUGGAGACUGUGUCAUUCAGGUCCCACACAGUCUUAGCAUGUGGCAGAUUCACGAAGUUCCUAGUAACUAGCCAAAAAGCCAAGGCUUAGGGUCUAGAACACGUUCUAGAGAGGUACAUGUACAUGUAGUUGAAAUUCACUUCUGAAGCUUGAACUUUAAAAAAUUGUUUUGUAUACAUUUUGAGAAGUAAGUUCAUUUGGGACAGAGAUGUAAGGAGGCGACAUAAUAAUGGUUCAAUGUCUUCAUCUUUCUUUGCAUUUAUCUUGACAAGAAAACCCUCUCCAACUCUAUCUGUGUCUGAUUGGAGUGAUCAAUUUUUAGAGUUUGUAUAUACGUGUAAUUAAAAAUGAAUAACUUUACAAUUAGAACUAAUUGAUAUUCGGAUAACAUUAGGCCAAGCGCACAGACUUUAACAAAUGAUUUUACAUGCCACAACUAUCAGAGCAUGGGCCCAUGAGAUGUACAGGUCUAAUUCUUCUCAGAUUACCUUCUUCCUGCUGGGUAACAUUUGCCACUUUUUUGAUUGUAAGUUGAUUGAGAGUGGGCACCAGAUCAGAUAAUUGGUAAUCUUUUCUGAAAUUGUACUGCUUACAGGUACAUUAUAUAGUUUCUACAGUGCUCUGAAAAAAGAAGGGGAAGAUAUUGUACAUUGGCAGAUACAUGUAUGACAACCCGUUUAAUGUAAACACUGAGAGCUAUUGUACUGCAUCAAUGAUGUCAUAGGCUUUGCAUCCAAUCAAGAAUGUCAACAUUAAUUUCCUGGUUGAGUGCCCUUCGGUCAGUUUGUGUGUCGUGAGGGUCAGCUGUGUUUCCUAGUAAUUGUAAAUAUUUGCUUUAUCGCGAGGUUUUGUUGACAUCCAGUUUACGUAGCAAGUAUUCAUCUCAUUGAUUUUUUUUUCAACAAUGGAAUUCCCUUAGACUCUGCUCGAGACAUCUUCACAAAACACUGGAUAGCUAGCUGUGGAAUACUCAUCGUUGAUAUCCUAUUUGGACACCUUUGAAACACAGUUCAAUACAUUUCAAGAGCUCUAUUUUAUAUUUAAAAGUAUUUAUAGACAACAAUUGACAAAAGACAAACCUGUGCAUUGGGAACCAAUCAGGCAAGCUCAAGUCUUAGAAUUGAAUCAUCAAAUUUAAUGAAGUUGUAAGAGGGAAUUUCGCAUUUCAUUGCUUUACUUUUGUGUUGUUAAUUCUUUUAAAUUUCAAAUAAAAUAAAAUUUAUUACCAAAAAGGA